UAUGCCUGCACGAAAUACCAGCACAACCACGAAGAAGAAAGCAUCCACCAACGCUUCUAAACCUGCUAAACCAAAGCCUCAGAUUUUUGUUACUAGCGAGUCUUCUCCAGAGGAUAUUUUACAUGCCUCUUGGCGAUUUUUAAGUGCAUAUCAGUUCUUUCACACCUUUAGAACAUAUCUCAAGCUCCCUUUAACAUUUUCACUCGAGCGACUAGAAAAUGCAUUAUUACAUGGCUGCCGUAUAGACCCUUCUUUACGUGAAUCGAGCAUAUCAAGCGAAUCAAGCAUAAGUAACGAACAACCAUCAAAGAAUUUAGCAACAUAUAUGAUUUGCUUUAUAAAGCCACUGUUAACUCAACGCAGAUAUCAAUCCAUCCAUGUUCACAACUAUGAUGAGUCCAUUCAUCAUUUGUUUCCUGCAUACAAUUCAUUCUUUACACUCAACGUGGUUCAAAAGAUUGAUCUACUAAAAGCCAUCGAACAAGCUUACAUGGAAUUAAGUGAUGAAAAACUCCAGGUGCUCAAGAGCGAAGAUCUUAUACCAGAUAUGAUGCGAUUGAGUCCUAUAGGAACAGACAAGCAAGGUUGGACAUAUUGGUAUUUUGGGGACAGUCGUUUAUAUAGAGAGAUUCCUAUUCCUCAAGGCAAAAAGGGUAUUGAUAUGCUAAACCAAACUGAGUUUACUUUUCAAUUGAUCUGUUAUUCACUUGAAUCAUGGCACAAUACGAUCAGUGUAUUUCAAAAAGAAACCAACAAAGAAUUGGCUGCAAAGAUAUGUGACUUGGGACUAGAGAUCAUUAGAAAAUUGGAAGCACAGGAAGCAGCACGUCUCAAGAAUGAAGCAAAAUCAAAGAGAGCAAAAGAAUUAGAAUCAGUGCCUAGAAAAAGAAGUUCACGAUUAGAAGUGAAGUUUGACCAAGAAGCCAAAAGGCAAAAGAUAAUAGAAGAAGAAAAACAGAGAUCAGCAUUAGAGGAAAUAGAGCGCAAAAAUAAGAUAAAGCAAGAAAAGUUAACAGCCCAACAAGAAGAACGAGAGUUGCGAGUAGAAGAAGCUAGACUCAAGAAUGAUUUACAUGCUUAUUUGACAGGAUUGAUUUCAAAUGCUGAAGAAGAUCAAGUACUAAAGCUGAGAAAACUUCGAGCACCUAUCUAUUCUACUACAACAGAACAAUUACUGUUAGAGAAAAUGAAAGGUUGGAUUGAGUUAUUAGAACAUCCUAUUUCAGUUGAAUUACAAGACAACCAUGUUCAAUUCAAAGGCGAGCACCUAUCUGAAGGUAAGUAAUACUCCUUUUAUCCAUAAUUUCUUAUUGUGCUAUAUAGCACUCGAAUUCACCUUAUUCAAAAACACAUUAAGAGUCUAUCUGUCUACACUUAUAACAGACAUAGACUCAUUGUACGAUAUAUACAAAAAACUACUGUUAAAAGGAGG
Gilbertella persicaria is the source of this 1432-nucleotide messenger RNA. RefSeq lists its product as uncharacterized. Gene Ontology annotation, biological process: regulation of DNA-templated transcription. The transcript has 4 exons. The record is from RefSeq and is a predicted model, not a curated record. Gene Ontology annotation, cellular component: RSF complex. The annotation marks the transcript as partial. NCBI's taxonomy places the organism in Eukaryota, Fungi, Mucoromycota, Mucoromycetes, Mucorales, Choanephoraceae.